Molecule: messenger RNA, 4372 nt
Organism: Megachile rotundata (alfalfa leafcutting bee)
Lineage: Eukaryota; Metazoa; Arthropoda; Insecta; Hymenoptera; Megachilidae
Source: RefSeq, a predicted model, not a curated record
AUCAUUUCCUGUUCAAUAACCAACCACGUAGAAAUCGACGCUUCGAUAAUGAAGAGCUUUUGUGCGUUGCUCGAAGAUACGCCAUUCAUGUAACUAUACCGAUGGACACGUAUGUCCCUUUGAAUGCUUCUUUAUCAUUGUGCAAACGUUCGAGCGUGUCUUUCUCCGCUCGAAGAAGUUCAUUUCCUUUUGCCGUCUAAAUAAAAUCUAAUUCAAUCUCGAACCGUCGUGACACGAGGCUCGUUUUGGUCUCGAAGAGUGCUGUCGUCGUUCUGACGUAAGCGGGACGAGACAUUCGAUCAACGAAUUGGACGAUAUUCCCUGUAAAACGCGAGAGAAUCGCUUACGACGUAGACGACUACGUCGAGACCGAGCGGCGGUGGCGUAUAACGCACUGCUCUCGAAAUAGCACUGCCUAAUCCCCGCUACCCCGUCGUCUUUCUAUGACGCCUUUUCGGGUCGCGCUUAGUUACCACCUCUCGAGGGGAGCUGGCACAACCCAGUCGUAAGCAACGCGAUAAACCAACGACAUGUGCGCCAAUCAACCGCGGUCCAAAGACUCGAGAUACGCGUGUGUCCGUCCCGAGGACAUUCCUGGAGAUAUCGCUCGUACCCGCGGGUAAUUUUCAUGCAUGCCACCCGGCAACCGGAGAACUAUGACCUGAAUCUUCAAGACUGACUCUCGAAUCCGCCCAGAGUCGCGAAACCCACUUGGACUCGCCACAACAUUGCUCCGAAUCGCUACCGAGAAGACUGACGACUUCUGUUCCAUGAAAAACGAGAAGAGGAUGAUUACCUGCGAAUUUUAAGAGGCUCAACAGUAGAGGACACCCACGUCGAAUUCCAAGACACGGAAGCAGACUGACAGAAAUAGAAGAUACUUGCACGUUAGAGCUCGUUUAGAAUCGUUCGAUUCGUCGUCGAACAAGAUUAAGACAAAGGAGAACGUGCAUUUACUUAGACUGGAUAGUAUUAUUAGUUCUUUUUCGAGAGAAAUUCUUUCGAGCGAUGUGACGUACUCGUCAGCUGAACCGAUCGUACCGAAAGUAUCAUCUGGUUCCAGGUAUAUUUGGUCCGCGACUGUUGCUCCAAAUUUAUAUCCGUGCUAAUUAUACCUUGCUGCUCUAGCGUAUGGUUUGUCACCUUAGGAGAAACGAUGUUUAAAGUUUGUUCGUGUGUUGUGGUAUAACGUAAAGUUCUAAAGAGACCAAUAAUUGCUGUGAUCGUAUGGGACAUUGAUAUUAAAGCGAUCUUGUCCGAAUGAACUCUACCGAUCGCGAUAUUAUAAAGUUCUCUAGCGACAGAUUGUCGUCCAAAUUUUUUCAGACGUAACGUCGAAACGAUACAAGAGAUUCCGAAACCGUUCGAAUACAGUAACACGGUUGUUCUGAAAAUAGACCAGAAGAGAGACGCAGUAUCGCAGAAUCGCCGUCUUUCUGCGAACAACCGUGCGAUAUAUAUGCAUGGAUUUGUGAAAUACGUUCUGAAAAUAUACCGCUUGCUUUUAAGCUGCGUUUAAUCACUUUUUUGGAACAAUUACGUAACGAGGUCGUUCGAGUCCAGAAAAAGUAAACGGAUUAAAUUGGAAAGGAAGUAAGGUCCGGUAAGGUGCUUCCAUCUCUCGCGAAGAGAUCGACGCGUUGAAUCGAUGUGCUGGGGAACGAUAGCCGCCAAAGAACGUCGGAUUCUCUUCGUCAAGGAGGGAAGGAACAAUUGGCCGAAUGCUUUUUUAUUGCGGUACCGAUUGAACGAGCGGAGCGACGAUGUUUUGCGGUGGAUCACAGCGUGGAGAAGGCUGAGGAAAAAGGUACGAUAUGUAUGGCCGGCAAGGCAACUCGAGUAACUCGCAACCACCGCCAUGGCUGGUGCGUGCGGAAGUGACGAUUCAUCAUGGUACGCCGGUCACUUCGGAAUCCGGACAGGUACCAGUGAGUAUGUCCUCGACCGUCACGGAUUCCAAUGGCGUCCGCAUGAUAUACCGAUGGAACACCAACCAGUCGUCUCCGUCCACGGUUCCAGCCACCACUUCGGUUCUGUCCACUUCGUCGCCGUCUGCUUCGUCCUCCAGUUCGUUCGGCUUUCAACGCGGAAACAUACUGUUCACCUCGACCCCACCACCAAGACCGACACCCAGAUCUUUCACGAUCCCGAGAUCGGGUUUAUCGGAGAACGAGUCCUCGUCCUCCAGGGGACGAGGAGUGAACGUGUCCGACUCGGGCUACAACAGCGAACAGUUUUCGUCGCAGUCUUACUCGAGUUUGCCUUCCCGUCGACCCUCUCAACAGUACAAUCGACGAUGUAGGAGCACCUGUAGCAUCGUUUUAUCCGCCGUCAACACGGAAGACUUCACCAAAGAGAGCACCAGCAAGAUAGCCAGCGGCGAAUCCAUCAGACACUCGUACGACAAUUCUUGGCGACACCAUUCGUCGCAUCAACACGUGUUCACGCGUCACCAAUUUAGCACCGUACCGGAAGUUUGCGAGGAGUGUCCAGAAGGAAGCAGUACGUCCAGCGCGUAUGGUUCUCACUUUUGCAGCCGGGUGAAGGAUAAACUUACCAGCGAAACAACCACCAUAAGCAAAGACGCUGCCUCGCAGACGACUGACAUCGAGUCUCAUGAGUCUACGUCGACGAUCGUUAGCAAGAGCACGACGAGGAGGAAAACGACCACUGGUCUCCUAAGCUCGGACGAGCAGAAAACGAAACAGCAACCGAGCCGAUCGCCAACCACAGCUUCCGAGACCACCAGCGUCGUACCUUCAGCGGAGUCGGAGAAGUCUGAUUCUUCCGCGAAAGAUGAUAGUUCCAAGCGUAAAUCGCGAACCGUGCACAUCGACGUCUAUUGCACCGGAUCGGACGACGACGAGAAUUCCGACACAUCCAGUGAAAACGAUCGCGAAACACCGAUGACCGUUUUCGAAAAUCCGGACGUGAAAGUCACUCAUACUCAGGUUCCGGACGACGUGCUACCCAGAGGAUUCCAGGAUGACAAAGCCUUCUUGAAACGCGCCACUGAAAGACGGUGCGACAGUUUUAAACAUGCUCCUAUGAGAAUGCCUUCCAUAGCUAGUUCUAAGGGAUACGACAGCGACGAUGUUCUUAGCUCGCUGUACCCUUCGCAGUUCAGUUCUUACAGCGCUCUUCGAGAUCUGGACUCGGCUCCUUGGUCCGCGGCGUCCUCCAACACGGGUAUUCCAUUCGACUACGACUCGACUAUCGCUACUUCGCCGAAAGAUACCUUUUCCGACUUAGAGUCUCUGUUAAAUAGCAAGAUAGCUUUAACGCCAUGCGACAGCUUCGAGUACGCCAGCUCCACCGACCGCGAGAGGAUACGAAGGAUGGAGGAGAUUUGGUCGAAACGCGAAGGACAAACCGAGCCGAAACACUUGUUGCGGAAUCGGAAAUUGGGAGAACAAGAAACGGAAUGGUCGUCUGGAGAGAGCGGAGAAGAUUCCGACGAAAGCGGUACGGUCGGUUGGAGUUUCGUGUCUAGCGAGGAAAGCCAGCGAAUGGUCAAGAAAACUGCAACCAUUCGACGACCGAGUAAAAGCACAGAGAGUAUAGACAAAAGUGUAACGAGUACAGUAGCGAAGGAAGAACCCAGGAGAAGUUUACAACCGGAACAAUCUGAUUCCACGACACGUAGCGACAGUAUUCCGCAUCCGUACGCUUUCCGUGACCAUGUUGGACCAUUUGGUUCCAACAGUACUUCACCACUUCCGUCUAAAGUACCUUCGCGCGUUACCUCGCCGUUUAUGACACCACAGGGAGAAAGAACUGAUCACAUAUUAAAGGCGUCGAUAUUUGGCUCUGUGGUGAACGCGUUUCGCAAACCGGGCCAUCAUAUUGGCCCUUCGAAAAAUCCCUCGUGCUCCUGCGAGCAUUGCAGAAGAUAUUUCGAGGAACUGAAUUCCCGGGAACGUUCCAGUUCUAUAAGCGAAUUCGAGCGACAGACUGGAUUUCGUUUGCAAAGCGAGAAGAAAAUCGUUCGUCCGGUCCCUAAAAAUAGAGAUUCUUAAGAUACGUUUUUAAAGCUUCUUUUUUAAAUAUAUAUAUCAUAGUAUUUCUUGGUUUCGUAAUGAGACUAUUCAAAUAUUAUAAGGUUGUGUUAUGUAAUAUAUAACGCGUGUGUUUAAGUUAUUCAAACAUCGUAUUCCAUUUCGACGACUUUUUUUUUAUUCAUUAUGAAAUCUAUUAAAACAUUCUGCUAAGUAUGGAGCAUUUAUGUAAGCUAGCAGAUUCAUAUUAUUCAUGCUGUUCAUGUUGUUAAUAAAUAUUGAUUAUAUUAGUAAUAGUUCAUUAUGUACAUUCAAGGUUUUUUACCCGUGUGAGGAUUUAUUUAAGGUCGAUUUUUAUCACAUUCCUUUUUGAA